This is a messenger RNA of Rhodamnia argentea, 890 nucleotides long. RefSeq lists its product as uncharacterized. Gene Ontology annotation, molecular function: zinc ion binding; protein-folding chaperone binding. The record is from RefSeq and is a predicted model, not a curated record. NCBI's taxonomy places the organism in Eukaryota, Viridiplantae, Streptophyta, Magnoliopsida, Myrtales, Myrtaceae. The coding region runs from base 86 to 754 and encodes 222 amino acids. Gene Ontology annotation, cellular component: mitochondrion. The transcript has 4 exons. Gene Ontology annotation, biological process: protein folding; protein stabilization; protein import into mitochondrial matrix.
CUCCCUUUGACCUCCCCUGCUUCUGAAAAUUCAGUUUCGAAUCAAAUUUAACCACCAGCUGCUCUCCCUCCGACAAGCCAUCGCCAUGGAAGCUCUCGCCUCCUCCUCCUCCGCCGUCGCCGCCGCCGCCGCCGCGACCAUCUUCUCCACUUCGCCUUCGCCUCCUCUCUCCGUCUUCUCUCCGGCCAGACCAAACGACUCUUCCACCAGAUUCGUCCGCUUCCUCGCGCCCUCCAAGAGGAACGACGACGAUUCCGACCUCCGUUUGGACUCCAGCGAGCAGAAUCUGCUUCCCGUCCUCAGCAAUCGCACUCUCUCCAAGGACGCGGCCAUGGGAUUGGUGCUGAGUGCGGCUUCUGUGAGAGGCUGGACCACUGAUUCUGGAAUGGAAGGUCCCGUGGCUCCUACAGGUGCUGAGGGAGGAUCGGGGACGGAGCGGGUCUCGACCUUCCCGUGGUCUCUUUUCACCAAAUCACCUCGCCGGCGGAUGCGAGUCGCCUUCACUUGCAACGUCUGCGGUCAGCGAACCACUCGUGCCAUCAAUCCGCAUGCCUACACCGAUGGCACCGUCUUUGUUCAGUGUUGCGGUUGCAAUAUCUUUCACAAGCUGGUGGAUAAUUUGAACCUGUUUCAUGAGAUGAAAUGCUACGUGAACCCAAGCUUUAACUACAAGGAACCCGGGGGUGACAUUGGCUUCAACUACUUGAAUAUUGCUGAUGAUGGUGAUGAGAGCAAUGAUGUAUUUCCAAUCUAGUGGGAUUAGCGGUGCCAAAUUGUACAUUCUCCUGGUGAUUUUGUGAAUUGUUGUGUAUAUAGUUUGCAUCUUCGCUUUUGAUGGGCUCUUUGUAUUUACAUUAACAUUAUAUAUCAUCAAUGAAUUCUUGUCGGUC